GUGUUGUAGCUGCCCCUAACCCACCACAACAACAACAACACCCCGGGCCGCAGCUGACUGCGCCGACGAUAUCGAAACAUAUCAACAGUUAGAUAUAUCCAACAACAUGGAUAUUAUCUAGUAAUACAGGCUCUUAACUCCUCUUAAGUUCGAUAACAAUACUGCGCCCAGCACAGAAAAAAAGCCCUACUCUGAAGCGUAACCUUUGGUAAGCGACCGUCAAGCGGGUUCGAAGCAAUGCCUCUUAAAAUUGGAUGCUUUGGUUUGCCUAAAAAGUGGCUCCAAGAGUCUUCUUGUUCCUACAUUAAUGUUUUGUGCAAAAGAAGACUUCAUUUUGAAAUUAGACCAGUAAUUCAAUGCAGGUUAAAAUAUCCCGGUGCAGCAGUGAAAAGUAGUAUCCACAGUUAUCAAGGCUCUGCUCACAGAAAAUUGAUUCUGAUCUCUCCAUUUUAUUCCUGCGCCACACGUAUACAUUUUUUGGAGGAAGACGUUCUACCAAGAUGUAACCCAUCACUUACUCAAAUCUGUCGUUACCACAUAUUCUCUGGCAACAGGAAUUCUUGUUAUAGAGUAAAGCAAAACUGUUUUCCUGAAACCUCUUUACACCAUCCUCAGAUAAAUGUAGUUAUUAAGAGGCAUCUUUCUUUAGCUUGGCUGGAUAGUUUAGCCAUUACUCAGGCAAGCUGGUUCCAAGCAUUAUCACAGUCAAGGCUUGUAGAAGGGUUGAUGACAGGUUUGCAAGGAAUUCAUGACCAACUGCAUCUACCAUGGUGGGCUGCCAUCAUUGUGUCAACCAUCUUGAUGAGAGGAAUUCUUACCCUUCCUGUGACUGUUUAUCAGAAUUACAUCAUAGCAAAGUUGGACAACCUUAAGCCAGAAAUGAAUGAGUUGGUAAAGGAAUUGAAGAAAGAGACAGCCUACGCUAUUAAGAAGUUUGGCUGGAGUGAGAGAGAAGCCCGUCUCAUGUUCAACCUUUCGGCUCGCAAGAUUUGGAAGAACUUGAUUAUUCGAGAUAACUGUCAUCCAUUCAAAACCAGCAUAUUACUUUGGGUACAAAUACCACUGUGGAUUGCAAUGUCCAUGUCUUUCAGAAACAUGGCGUCCAUGUUGCCACAUCGUGAUGCAGCGGCUCAAGUGCUCUUCUUGGAAUUAAGCACUGGAGGUUUUGGUUGGAUACCAAAUUUAACAGAAGUGGACAGUUCUCUUAUCUUGCCUAUAGCCAUGGGAAUCAUCAAUCUCAUUAUCAUUGAGGUAAAUGUUUUGAACCGGUUUGGGGAAGCUUCAAAAACGCAAAGAAUUGCUACCCAUGUAUUCCGUGCAGUAAGUGUUGCCAUCAUACCCAUUGCUGCUACUGUUCCAUCAUGUCUUGCCAUGUACUGGGUUACUUCGAGUGCAUGUGGGUUGGCACAGACCUUGGCACUAAUGCACCCUCGGCUACGACACCUGUGUGGCAUACCUCGGUCAUCCUCCCAAAGAGAAAAUCCCUAUCAACACUUAUGGCUGCAACUACAGAAAAGAAUGGAAAAGAAAAAGGAAUAAAAGUAUGUGUCGAAUACUUGGGCAAUCUUGAAUUAUUUAUGAAUCAAGUAAUUUGUAUAUAAAUUAUAAAUACAUGUACAGUUCAA
Messenger RNA from Procambarus clarkii (red swamp crayfish), 1625 nucleotides. The record is from RefSeq and is a predicted model, not a curated record. NCBI's taxonomy places the organism in Eukaryota, Metazoa, Arthropoda, Malacostraca, Decapoda, Cambaridae.